Molecule: messenger RNA, 2353 nt
Organism: Erythranthe guttata (spotted monkey flower)
Lineage: Eukaryota; Viridiplantae; Streptophyta; Magnoliopsida; Lamiales; Phrymaceae
Source: RefSeq, a predicted model, not a curated record
GGUGGUUUGCCGGUGAUAAAGUGGCACGAGAUCGUGGAAGAUGACUCACGAACAAAUAGUACUGAUCAUAAGAAGGAGAAGGAGGCCGAAUCAUCUGACAAGAUAAGGGAACUGGUGGAAUCGGUGAGAUCGAUUUUGACUUCGAUGGGCGACGGAGAGAUAAGCGUAUCUCCGUACGACACCGCGUGGGUGGCGUUGGUGGAGGACAUCAACGGUGGCGGCGGCAUGACGACGGCGCCGGCGCCCCAGUUCCCGUCGAGCCUAGAGUGGAUUUCGGAAAACCAACUCCCCGACGGGUCGUGGGGCGCCAACUACACUUUCUCAAUCUACGACCGAAUCAUCAACACGUUAGCUUGUGUAGUUGCUUUGAGAUACUGGAACUUACAUCCCCACAAAACCGAUAAAGGGAUAAUAUUUAUAAAAGAGAAUAUAGAGAAGCUAGGGGAAGAAAAUGAAGAGCACAUGCCGAUUGGGUUUGAAGUGGCGUUACCAUCACUCAUUGAAUUAGCCAAAAAGUUAGAUAUAGACUUCCCAUACCAAGAUUCUCCUGGUUUAAAACAAAUCUAUGCUAAACGAGACCUUAAGCUCACAAGGAUACCGAAGGACAUAAUGCACAAAGUGCCGACAACAUUACUACACAGCUUGGAAGGAAUGGCAGAUCUGACGUGGCAAAAGCUAUUGAAAUUACAGUCUUCAGAUGGCUCUUUCCUUUUCUCUCCUUCCUCCACUGCCUUUGCCCUCCACCAAACCAAAGAUCUUAAUUGCCUCCAGUAUUUGACUAAUUAUGUUCGUAAAUUCAACGGUGGAGUUCCGAAUGUGUACCCGGUGGACUUGUUCGAGCAUCUUUGGGCGGUGGACAAGCUGCAACGGCUAGGCGUUUCUCGGUAUUUCCGGGACGAAAUCGAGGAAUGUAUCGAAUAUGUGCACAGAUACUGGACGGAUAAAGGAAUAUGCUGGGCGAGGAACUCGGAAGUUCAGGAUAUUGAUGACACGGCCAUGGGUUUCAGGCUUCUCAGGUUGCAUGGCUACAAUAUUUCUGCAGAGGUGUUCAAACAUUUUGAGAAGGGUGGAGAGUUCUUCUGCUUCGCGGGGCAGUCAACGCAGGCUGUGACCGGGAUGUACAAUUUGUACAGGGCUUCUCAGUUGAUGUUUCCUGGAGAGGAGAUUCUUGGAUUUGCUGCUAGUUUUUCGGCUAAGUUUUUGAAAGAAAAAAGAGCUAAUAAUCAGCUUUUGGAUAAGUGGAUUAUUACCAAAGACCUUCCCGGCGAGGUGGGAUAUGCACUAGAUGUGCCAUGGUACGCUAGUCUACCUCGAGUCGAAACAAGAUUCUAUUUAGAACAGUACGGCGGCGAAGACGAUGUUUGGAUUGGCAAAACCUUAUACAGGAUGCCAUACGUCAACAAUAACACCUAUCUGGAACUAGCAAAAUUGGACUACAACAAUUGUCAGGCCUUGCAUCAGCGGGAGUGGAAAAGCAUACAAAAAUGGUUCAGAAAUUGCAGCCUUGAUGAAUUUGGUUUAAGUGAAAGAAGUGCUUUACUAGGGUACUACAUAUCCGCUGCAUGCAUAUUCGAGCCGGAGAAGUCGGGAGCGCGCUUAGCAUGGGCCAAAACAACAAUUUUAGUCGAAACUAUCGAGCAACAGCAACUUUCGAGAGAUCAGAAACGCGCCCUUGUCGAUGAAUUUGAACAUGGCAGCGUUCUCCACAAGUAUGCAAAUGGAGGGAGGUACAAUAAAACAAGAAGCAGUGUUGUCGGGACAUUGCUCAGAACGCUAAACCAGCUCUCAUUGGAUACACUGUUGGCACACGGCCGAAACAUCCAACAGCCACUCAAUCAUGCGUGGCAUAAGUGGCUCAAGAUAUGGGAAGAGGGAGGAGAAAUCGGACAAGGGAAUGCGGAGCUAUUCGUCCGCACAUUAAAUCUAUGCGGUGGUGGCGGUGAUCAUUGGGCGUCUGAGGAGCUAUUAUUGUCAGAUCCUAAGUACAAGCAGCUAUUGGAGACCACGACAAGAGUUUGCAGUAAACUGCGUCUAUUUCAACACCGAAAGGCGCAAGGAUGCAUGGCUGAUACUAGAGGCAUCACAACCGCAGAGAUAGAAUCGGACAUGCAAGAACUAGUGAAAUUAGUUCUUACAAAAUCCUCAGACGAUUUAGAUUCACAGACGAAGCAAAACUUUCUCACAGUUGCUAGAAGUUUCUAUUAUGCAGCUUAUUGUAACCCAGGAACCAUCAACUUCCACAUGGACAAAGUACUCUUUGACAGAGUACUCUGACCAUGUACAUGUAAAUGGUGUGCUUAAUGUAAAUAAAAUUAUCAAAAGUAUAAUAAAUCAUAGCAAUAAAUUUCUUGGA